AUGCAGCGGCGGCGGGCCCACACGUGGGCGGGGGUGGGGAAGACGGCGCAGGCGGCGGCGGCGCACUCCGCGCUCUUCUGCUUCACUCUCUUCCUCGCGCUCAGGGUCGACGGACGCACCACGUACUCCUGGUGGAUAAUAUUCGUUCCACUAUGGCUCUUUCAUGGUAUUGUUGCACGUGGAAGGUUUUCAAUGCCUGCCCCUUCAUUGCCUCAUGGCCGUCAUUGGGCACCCUGUCAUUCGAUUGUUGCAGCGCCUUUACUAAUUGCGUUCGAGUUGCUUCUUUGCAUAUAUCUUGAAAGCAUAAGAGUUAGAAAUCAUCCAUCUGUUGAUCUGAAGAUUGUGUUCCUUCCUCUGUUGGCCUUUGAAGCAAUUGUCCUUAUUGACAAUUUUAGAAUGUGUAGAGCUUUAAUGCCUGGAGAUGAAGAAAGCAUGAGUGAUGAAGCUAUUUGGGAGACACUUCCUCAUUUUUGGGUUGCAAUUUCAAUGGUGUUUCUUAUAGCUGCUACAACAUUCACCCUUCUCAAGCUGUCUGGUGAUGUUGGUGCUUUGGGAUGGUGGGAUUUGUUUAUAAAUUAUGGGAUUGCGGAAUGCUUUGCAUUUCUUGUCUGUACAAGAUGGUUUAAUCCCAUGAUUCAUAAGUCUCCCACUCAUGGGGAGGCUAGCUCAUCAUCAGCGGCAAUUAGAUACCGUGAUUGGGAAAGUGGUCUUGUCCUCCCAUCACUAGAAGAUCACGAACAAGAGAGGCUUUGUGGUCUCCCUGAUAUUGGGGGCCAUAUAAUGAAAAUACCUCUUGUGGCUUUCCAAGUAUUGCUUUGUAUGCGGUUGGAGGGCACACCAGCAAGCGCUCGCUACAUCCCAAUAUUUGCUCUUUUCUCGCCACUAUUUAUUCUGCAAGGUGCUGGUGUCCUUUUCUCUCUUGCAAGAUUAGUGGAGAAGGUUGUUCUGCUACUGCGUAAUGGGCCAGUUAGUCCUAAUUACUUUACAGCCUCAUCAAAAGUUCGCGAUUGCUUUGCUUUUCUUCAUCAUGGUUCAAGGCUUCUUGGUUGGUGGUCUAUUGAUGAAGGGAGCAAGGAAGAACAGGCCCGGUUGUUUUAUACUGAAUCUACUGGAUACAAUACAUUUUGUGGCUAUCCACCAGAGGUGGUUAGGAAAAUGCCUAAAAAGGACCUUGCAGAAGAGGUUUGGAGGCUACAGGCAGCGUUGGGAGAACAAUCUGAAAUUACCAAGUGUACCAAACAGGAAUAUGAAAGACUUCAAAAUGUAUUGCCCCUUGCUGUGACUGCAUUCUUAUUUUUCCAUCUGAAGCAUAUUCACUCCAUAUGCCCUUACACAAAAGGAAUCAUUUAG
Messenger RNA from Miscanthus lutarioriparius, 1350 nucleotides. NCBI's taxonomy places the organism in Eukaryota, Viridiplantae, Streptophyta, Magnoliopsida, Poales, Poaceae. The record is from the annotation of a GenBank genome assembly.